Molecule: messenger RNA, 1530 nt
Organism: Durusdinium trenchii
Lineage: Eukaryota; Dinophyceae; Suessiales; Symbiodiniaceae
Source: the annotation of a GenBank genome assembly
AUGUUUCUCCUUUUUGCGUUGCGUUCCAAAGGUUACCCACACCAUGUGCAAACAUCCCUAUCUCUAAUUUCUUUUCUUCAGGGGUAUCAGAUAUACCUCUUGUGGGGCACCAAAAACGCAUCAACCAACGAUCAGGACAUCAGUUGGACUGCCCGGAACCUGGUCUUACCGAUUAAAGAAGUUUCGGACUUCCCUCGCAGUUCUGAAGAUGGUGGCGGCAAUUUUUCCCAACCAGACUGGAGCCGAGCUCCCCGGGUGGAAUCAGAUGUCUUUCAAUCCCUUCGACGUAAUUGGAUGAAAAUGGUCAUCCAAAACAGACUCGAUAAGAAGCUCAUUGCCUUUUGUAGUACUGGUUCUUCCGACCCUCCCUUUUCUGACCAGGAUAUGCGUCCGUUUCAAGAGAGCUUGGAAGCCUUUCUGCGAUCCCACGGCAUUGAGCCCGACUGGCACAUCAGGGACAACCAACCGAUGUAUCUCAGGAUCCUGCAGGCCUUUAACCAGAUUAUGAAGGAUGAAGAUACUCAUCUAUUUCAGCGCCUGUUGAAUGGGGUCAGCACCGGGUUCCAACAUGAUUUCCCCCCAUCUGGUUGUUUCCCACCCAAUGAUAGACCGCACGAAUUGAAUGAACCCCUCUCAAUUCAUAUGAGCAAUUGGCAGUCCGCGGAGGAAAACAUUGAAUUGACUAGGGAACUCGUGCAGGAAGAGAUCGACAAAGGCUGGGUUUUUCGUUUUCCAGGCACAGUAGCUGAGGCCCAAGCCUCAUACCCUUGUGGUGUGAUAUACCCUUGUGGUGUGGCGGUAGGCAAACUGGGGGUGGCGAUCACCGAGACACGCCCCCCGCGACUUGUUGUAGAUAACAGCGUAUGCGGUCUCAACAAUCGCUGUGUCAUUCCAGAACGGUCGACGUUGCCAUCAGCAAAGGAUGUGAUCCGAUCAUAUCCGAUUCGUCAAUCUUGCCAGGACCUUGCAAGUUUUUCGCUUGACAUUAAGUCAGCUCAUAAAAGGAUAGUACUCAAAGAAGAAGAGCAAGGUUUAGUCGGAUUUACUCUCGAUAAUAACUUGUACUUCUACAAAGUGUGCCCCUUUGGAGCUUCCUUUUCGGCGGCUUGGUGGUCCCGGCUCGGAGCAUUGAUCUUGCGGUGCUUUCGCAGAUUGAUCUGGCUGGCCCACGUGGCCAUGCUCUAUGUAGACGAUUUUUUCAUUUACCAGGAUGCCCAGAUCCUUCCCUGCUCCGCUUCGAUUCUUUGCAUUUUCUGUUUAUUGACGAACAUCCCAAUCUCCUGGAAAAAAUGCGAACUUUCAAGUACUCUGAAAUGGAUUGGAUGGUCAUUCCACAUCCGUAGUGGAUUUCUUUCCAUUCCCCCUGACAAACUCAAGAAAGUCAUUGACUAUCUACAUGACCUCAAAUCAAGUUCUCGCACUUCCAAAAAGAAGCUUGAAAAAACCAUCGGCGUUUGCAUGUGGCUCGGAUUUGGAUCCACCACUGGUAUAGAGACCUCUAUUCCAUCCCUGCUUCUCUUUUCAGUGUGA